Molecule: messenger RNA, 618 nt
Organism: Trichophyton benhamiae CBS 112371
Lineage: Eukaryota; Fungi; Ascomycota; Eurotiomycetes; Onygenales; Arthrodermataceae
Product: isochorismatase family hydrolase, putative
Exons: 1
Coding region: 1-618 (205 amino acids)
Source: RefSeq, a predicted model, not a curated record
AUGGCAGCCCUUGACCUAUCUCUGCCUACCGUCCUUCUCAUCAUCGACAACCAUGCAGCCUUCGACAACGAAGCGUACUGGGGCAAGAGAUCAAAUCCGCAGUACAAGGAGAAUGUCACCGCGCUCAUAAAUGCAUUCCGGGAUGCGCACGCGCGAAACCCCCAUAUCGAGGUCAUCCACAUCGGCCACUCGUCCACUAACGUCAAGAGUGUCCUACAUCCCUACCAUCCAGACGGCGGUCCGGCCUUCUACCCGUUCACCGAGCCCAUCCCUGACGAGCUGGUCUUCUGGAAGAACGUGAACUCGGCCCUGGUCGGAACCGACUUGGAGAAGACGCUGAGGGCCAAGGGCGUGCGACAGCUGCUGCUGCUGGGCCUGACGGCGGAACACUGCGUAUCUACCACCACUCGUAUGGCGGCCAACCUGGGCGUUACAAACGCCCCAGACGGCAGCGCAGAUGGCCGGGUUAUCCUGGUUGAAGAUGCUACUGCCUCGUUCCCCUGCGGGCGGUUUGAUGCAGAUACCGUCCAUGGCGUCUCGGUUGCAACGCUGAGGGAGUUCGCGGAGGUUGUCCAGACGGCCGAUGUUUUGAGAGACUUGCAGCCGCUGCUUUCGUGA